Amoebophrya sp. A120 is the source of this 3833-nucleotide messenger RNA. The record is from the annotation of a GenBank genome assembly. NCBI's taxonomy places the organism in Eukaryota, Dinophyceae, Syndiniales, Amoebophryaceae.
AUGAAGUACAACGGCGCGGAGAUUUUGCAGGAGGGAGGCCUGGAAAAGAACAAAAUCGUGAACUUUGUGCACGGUCUGCUCCGCGCGGUGGCCAACCCGGCCCAAAACUACCACGACAUCGACGUGACCGCGCCUUCCGACCCGUAUUUUCCCAUGUUUCGCUUCUUCGACCUGUUCGAUCUGCACUCCUGGUCGCGGGGCUUGCAGCACAACACCUUCGGGAAAGACCAGGAGUCCACCUCGGAGGAGAUCAACUUUUACCACGGCGCGCAGUUGUGGGGUCGCUGGAUGAAAAAGCACGGCCAGGCUCUGGGGUUAUCCGAGUACGCGGAGCUCGGGGCCCGGCUGGAGACCAUCUUUACCGUCCUCACCGCACUGAACGCGCAGUCGAUCUGGACCUUUUACCAGAUGGAAGAAUACGAAGACUUCGGCGACAUCCACCCGCUCGAGUUCGCGCGGAACCACUGCGUGGGCAUGCUGUACCAGAACGAGGUGAAGUACAGCACCUGGUUUGGCCCCGCGAAGGAGUACAUCCACGGCAUCCAGAUGAUGCCGCUGACCACCGCCCUGCGGCUGGCGCGGGACCCGGAGUUCAUGAAACUGGAAUACUACGACACCUUCGACUGCAAGGAUCCGGCGAACUACGCAACCGACGCCUACUCCUGCGUGGCCCCGUGUCCGGCCCAGGACAUUUCGAUCGUCGAGAACCACGUGCAGAACCUGGCGACGCUGCACAACGGGUUGAAAAUGUGGAUCGGCCAGAUUGCCACCGGCAACAUGGCCCUCACCGACGACCUGGCGGCCCAGAAGCGGGCGUACAACAUCCUGCGGGACUGGAACCCGGCCCACCGGAGUGUGGACGCGGGCGCCAGUCUGUUGUUCUACAACUAUUGGGUUCUGAAAAUUGCGGAGGCCGUCGGGAACGACGUCACCGAGGGCGGGGCGGUUCUGCCGAAGCUAAGCGGCGGCCUUGAUUCGACGCAGUCCGCCGUUGUCGAUGCGGUAAAGAUGGCGGCCCACCGCGGCGUGGGCAAGGCCUACUGCAACGCGAUUUCGGGCAUUGGCAAAAUCUUCCCGUCGCCCUUGGUGUGCCAGCACGCGUUUAUGGGUACGCCCGGUAUCACAAACGUACCCUUGAGCACACACUUCGGAGUGACGGUCUGGUAUGCGACCCUUACCGAGCAGGGUCCUUAUCUCAACCCCGCCGACCCAUCUCCGUCGUCAAUAACCUUGGUGAGUGACAUGUUCGCCACCAGUGCGCCGGGAGGUGGUACAGCUACGACAAGUACUAAUCCCCCAGCCUCAAGUAGUAGAACGUUGUCCUCGACGUCUCCCUAUCCGCAAAAAAAGACCCAUGAUCUCCAGCCAAAUUGUCAUGCAAAACAUGCGGAAAAGGUGCCUUUAUUGACCGGGUCUGGUGGUGGGCAGUUCCUCCUGAAUGGUCAAUGUAUGCCGCGGCGACUGAUCGCGGUACUAGCGCUCGAUUUUGUAUGCAGUCCCCGCCGAAAGUGCUUCUAUCUUCGCCCACCCACCGGGACGAGCAGAUCCUUGGCCUGUCGCGCUGGGUGUGGGUCGUGCUCGUGUGGGUGUCCGCUACAUGAUGAUAAUGAUGAUGCAAAAAAUGGACGGGGAUGGGUCUUUUUCUGUGGAUACUCCCCGUCAGCUUUCUACUGCUCUUGAAGUUGUCGACGGAAAGAUGACGUACCGCUUAUUCUUGCGAAUAUAUCCGCGCCUAUCCGAAGAUGAUAUCCAGUGCAAAUAUGUCUGGGUCAUCUGGAAAUGCAUUGUGAUACUAAAAUUAGGAUGCUGUUCGUGGAAACACUUCCGAAAAAUUAAAUGCAACAACUUUGCAGAACGCUCCCCCAGACGCAGCCGGCAUGGGAAGCUGCGUUUUUGUAUGACAAAAGGGGCUGCGACUCGUGUCGUUGGUCAUCUUUUCACAGCGCAGUCUGUUUAGCACCAUAUACAGAUUUCACAGAAAUGUAAGGCCAGCGCUACAAGUGCGAACUUUCCAGACCCAGACACAUUAGCAAUUCAUAGAUGAGUCUGACAAACAUAAGUUCACGCAAGAGGAACUCGACGCUGUAUGAGGGUGCACAUCUCCGUCUUCUCCUCAUUAUCAAGGCAGGGCAACCAGAAACAGAGCCAGUGCCACUGAUGCAGGGCAUAACAAAACUCCGCGCACGGAAUUUUCUAGCACCGUUUGGGGUUGAUCAUCCGAAAAAACCUGUCAUGCCAAGACUGCUGAAAGGCAACAAUUGGAUUUCGAUUUCGUUUCAUCUUGCAUGAUAAAUGUCAUGCAACGCGUCAAUAAUUGUUGUGUUGCUGGUCCUUUGCCAGUCGCGGGGCAUGUUCGGGCGUUCCGGGCAGUGCCUUGUGCACCCCUCGGACCCCGCGCCCCCCCGGGCUUUAGUCGUGCAGUCUCAGACUGCGCGACUAAUGUUAAGCAUGACACUUGUCAUGACGAGCAGAAGGAGGAGGUUGUCGCGCACUCUCAUACGCCGCUGCCAGGAUGCUGUACCAGGUGAAAGCCGAUCUGGAAAAAAGCGGUGGCAGUGAGGGUUUUCUGGACUCACUGGCGCCGAGCGUGAAUGCCGAGCUGCAAGCCGCCGGGAUAGACGGCGCGUCCGCUACAACCCAGGGACUCAGCGAUGCCGGGCAAGGACUUAUCGUUGACACGCCGCUAGUCACCGAUGGAACUUCUACCCUAACUACGUUGCCCCAUCCCGAUGCGAAGAGCAUAUCUGUCAUCGUUUCCGAGAACGACACAGACGAUGGACUGGUCGCCGCCCUGGUGGCCUUAUUGAUCGUCGUCGUUGUUGCUAUUGCCGUUUGGUAUUUUCGUUACUACAAAAGUGCUACUGCUAGUGAUGUUCCGGCGCAGCAAGGAGGGCGUGGAUCAAGAAGUAGUCGCACUGGACGAGGGGAGGACAAACAGCGGGCCAACAAAAGAGAAGGUGCUCUCUCCUGGAAGCAGAAAGAUUUUGCGCCAUGGGAGGAGGAUGCUGCCGUGUGGGACAAUGAUGAUGCUGAUUUUGUUGACGAAAACACUUUCUCCGCGGAGAUUGAGAUGCGGGAGGAGCCUUAUGAUCUUCGAAAAAACCGUCCCCCAGUUCGAAUGCCUCCUCUUGCGCCCCCCAGCAGUACGCGUCUUCAGCCAUUGUCCGCGAAGCGGCUGCAGCAGGCACCGCAAAGCACGCAGGAAAGAGGACAAGCCGCCGCAGCGUUGGCCGCAGCAGGAGCAGCUCCCACAUCAAGAGCAGCGGCAGGGCCGCGGCGCGUGAGAGGACAUCAAGGCGGAGGUGGACAAGUGACGAAAAUAAAUAAACUGACUUCAUCCAUCACGACAGAGGAAGUGGAGAUCGAGGGUCGGAACAGCACCGGCAGCAAAGCGAGCAAGAAAAGCCGCUCCUCCCGAGGCUGGCGAGAUGAAGAUCAAACUUACAGCGCACCGGCUUCGACAGUGCAGCCAAAACCCAGGAAGAAGAGGAGCGACUUCUGAAGGAGUGCUAGUACAACUCCACGGACCUAGUACUUUUGUUCUGCUGGGAUCAUUCGGAUUCGCAAACAAGAGCUUCAAGAAAUCUAAAUCUAUUGACUCUACGCAAACAUAAUUUUUAACAUUCAACACACUCACAACAUUCAUAUUCUAAGUUCUCAACAUAGUACUCAGCAACGUAUCAAGAGGCCCUGCAUUAAAGUUUCGAAUUGAAUAAAGAUUUUCAAAUACCUUAUCCCAUGAGAGGCCACUAAUCGAUCGGCAUCCAUUCGAGUGACGCAGCCACGCAUGCGCAACGUAUACGACACAUACACGAUGUUUCGCACAAAAUGAG